Rotaria socialis is the source of this 441-nucleotide messenger RNA. The record is from the annotation of a GenBank genome assembly. NCBI's taxonomy places the organism in Eukaryota, Metazoa, Rotifera, Eurotatoria, Philodinida, Philodinidae.
AUGCAACACUCCUGGACAUACAAGAAAAGCUUUGUAAAUUCUAAAGUUGAUCUAUGCAGAAGGUGUGGUAAAGAUCGUAAUGAUAAAGAAGAUCACAACUUAUGUGAAAUAAGAUGCCAUCAUUGUGAUGGACCACAUACAUCAACUGAUUAUUCAUGCUUAUUUAUUCAAGAAUAUCGUCGUGAACUUGUACUUGAAUUAAGAAAUCAUCCUGAUCUACUUCUAGCUGAAGCAAAACUAUUCAUACCAACUGAAUGUCGUGAAAGUGGUAAAGGAACAAAGAUUUUAGGAAAUAAAUCAGCUCAAUAUCAACAGUUUAAGAAAAAUCAAAAUCAAUGGUACCAUCCAUUUAAUCAUCUGAGUUCUGAUUAUAAAAAUCAAUGGCCUUCAUCACCACACUCAUCGUCAGAUUCACAUACAUCAAUUUCAAAUAACAAUUAA